This is a messenger RNA of Clupea harengus (Atlantic herring), 3436 nucleotides long. It is a transcript of the gene plod2, whose product is annotated as procollagen-lysine, 2-oxoglutarate 5-dioxygenase 2. Gene Ontology annotation, cellular component: endoplasmic reticulum. Gene Ontology annotation, molecular function: iron ion binding; L-ascorbic acid binding; procollagen-lysine 5-dioxygenase activity. Lineage: Eukaryota; Metazoa; Chordata; Actinopteri; Clupeiformes; Clupeidae. The record is from RefSeq and is a predicted model, not a curated record. Gene Ontology annotation, biological process: peptidyl-lysine hydroxylation.
GCUGCCCUCUCAGUAGGCUAUAACCGUAUCAACUGCAGUCAAUUCUCCAGAGCUCGUGCUUGGACGAUUGUGUCGCUUCCUCUUACUUUCUAGGACCAGAGUUUUCUCAGGGGAAGUUGGCAUAAAGUUUCUUUCGUCAUUAUUUAAUUAUCGCGAGAGCCUUCAACCCUGAGGGUGUACGAACAAAGUGUCCACUGACCACUACCGAACGAGGGACAAACACACACUGUGGCUUGGUCCCUUUACACCCCGACUUCUGCCCAGGAAGCGUACGAAACAGUGAGGGCGACGAUGGAGUACCCCCGGAGACUUCACUUCAUUUGUUUACUUAUUCUUUUAAUUUAUAACGUUCAUGGCUUCGACACGAAUCAAGUAUCAAUUCCUACAGAGAAAUUACUUGUGCUUACUGUUGCCACACAAGAAACUGAUGGCUUUCUUCGCUUCAUGCAGUCAGCAAACUAUUUCAACUAUACUGUGAAGGUGCUGGGGAUGGGAGAGGACUGGAGGGGGGGAGACGUGGGCAGGUCUAUCGGUGGUGGGCAGAAAGUCAGACUACUGAAGGAGGCCAUGGAGGGCCUGGCAGACCAAGAGGACCUGGUGGUCUUGUCAGUGGACAGCUAUGAUGUCAUUUUUGCCGGCAGCCCCGAAGAGCUUCUGAGGAAGUUUCAGCAGGCCAAUCACAAGGUCAUGUUUGCUGCCGAGGGCCUGAUUUGGCCAGAUAGGAGGCUCGCAGAGAAGUACCCGUCUGUUCGCAGUGGGAAGCGCUUCCUCAACUCUGGAGGAAUCGUUGGAUACGCCCCGUACAUCAACCGGCUCGUUAAACAGUGGGACCUGCACGAUAACGAUGAUGACCAGCUCUUCUACACCAAGCUUUACGUGGACCCUCAUCAGCGGGGGAGUCUGAACAUGACCCUGGAUCACAAGUGCCAGAUUUUUCAGAACUUAAACGGAGCGAUUGAUGAGGUUAUGCUGAAAUUCGCAACCGACAGGGUACGUGUGAGGAACACCAUGUACGACACACUCCCCGUGGUCGUCCACGGCAACAUCAACACCAAGAUUUACUUGAACUACUUGGCCAACUACAUACCCGAUGCCUGGAACUAUGAGCAAGGCUGUGGCAACUGCGACCAGAACAUGGUGGACUUGUCUCAGGCCAACGAAUACCCGAGUGUGACGGUGGGGGUGUUUAUCGAGCAGCCGACCCCUUUCAUGCCUGAAUUCUUCCAGAGACUUCUUGACAUGGAUUAUCCGAAAGAUAAACUGAACGUCUUCAUCCACAACAACGAAGUUCAUCAUGAGAGACACAUCCAGAGAUUCUGGGAAGACAACAAGAACACGUUUGCGAGCUUUAAGGUCGUAGGGCCAGAAGAGAACUUGAGCGAGGGCGAGGCGAGGAACAUGGGCAUGGAUUCGUGUCGGAAGGACGCACAGUGUGACUACUACUUCAGCAUAGACACAGAUGUGCAGCUGACCAACAAGCAGACCCUGAAGAUCCUCAUUGAACAGAACAGGAAAAUAAUUGGUCCCCUUGUCACUCGCCAUGGCAAACUGUGGUCCAACUUCUGGGGAGCCCUGAGCUUGGAUGGUUAUUAUGCACGAUCGGAGGACUACAUUGACAUUGUGCAGGGCAAGCGUGUUGGUGUGUGGAACAUUCCAUUCAUGGCGAAUAUUUACCUGGUGAAGGGUGAGGUGCUGCGUACAGAAAUGAAGGAGCGAAACUACUUCGUUCUGGAGAAACUGGACCCUGACAUGGCACUCUGCCGAAAUGCCAGGGAGUUGACGAGACAGAGAGAAAAAGACUCUCCUUCUCCGGAAUCAUUCCAUAUGUUCAGGCCGCCCCAGGGGAUUUUCAUGUACAUUACAAACCGCCAAGAGUUUGGAAGACUGAUAUCCACCGCUAACUAUAACACCACGCACAGAAACGGUGACCUGUGGCAAAUCUUUGAGAACCCUGUGGAUUGGAAGGCGAAGUACAUUCAUCCAGACUAUGUACGCAUCUUCUCUGAGAACCAACUGGAGCAGCCGUGUCCAGAUGUCUUCUGGUUCCCCGUGUUCACAGAAACAGCCUGUGAUGAGCUGGUAGAGGAGAUGGAAAGCUUCGGCACAUGGUCUGGAGGCAAGCAUGAGGAUAAGCGCAUCACAGGAGGCUAUGAGAGUGUGCCCACAGAUGACAUACACAUGAGGCAGAUCAACUACGAGAAGGAGUGGCUGCACUUCAUCCGCGAGUUCAUCGCGCCCGUCACGCUCAAGGUCUUCUCUGGCUACUACACAAAGGCCUAUAGCAUCAUGAACUUUGUGGUGAAGUACACCCCGGGAAGGCAAUCCUACCUUCGGCCCCACCACGACUCCUCCACGUUCACGAUCAACAUCGCUCUCAACAGCAAAGGAACAGACUUCCUGGGAGGAGGCUGCCGCUUCCACAGGUAUAACUGCUCCAUAGACGCCCCCAGAAAAGGCUGGAGCUUCAUGCAUCCAGGCCGGCUGACUCACCUCCACGAGGGGCUACCCACCACCAAUGGCACACGCUACAUAGCAGUAUCAUUCAUCGACCCUUGAACCUCGUCUCUCUUUUGACUGGUAUUUCUAAUGGAAUCUUCAUGAAAAUGUUAUGUGAGUGUCAUUUUAUGUGGCUGUUUUUGUUUUCUUUUCUUUUUCAUUUUUUCAUUUAUUUCUACUGCUGCAAUUUACUGUAGGAAUUCACGGGAACGUUGCACCCACAACCACACAGACACAUACAUGUUUCCAACCCAUCCCAUUCAUUACUGUCUGUUUCAACAUGUGUUCAACAACGCAAGAGAAAGAGGAUUCUCUUGUCAUCACGGUUAGUCUUUCGGGCAACAUUUGUCAAUGCUUCAUUCAAUACCAACAACCGAGAGAUGACAGGUCACCCACUAAUGGCUGUAGCAUAUACAUCUCCAUUUGGCAUGAAUAACGAAAAGUUGAAAAGUUCAACUGCUGUUGAGUCCACAGAAAGGCUUGCCAGUUUUAUGUAGUUUUGUUUUGAUUUUUUUUUUUUUAGUUUUCUUUUGUUUGUUUUGCGGUUUCAUGUUUGAAGUCGUAACUGAUAUUCCUUAUGCUCGCUGUCUAUUUCCUGUUUUUUUUUCACUGAAGAGAGCAUUGUUGCUUGUCUGUAAAGAGAGAAUUGUUAUAUUUUUGUAAAUUUGCACAGCAGUAAAAAUACACAUGACAGCAGGAUUUAAUAUGAAUUCUGUUUGAAAAGUUCAAUUACAAGCUUUUACUUGAAAUGUUUUUCAUGACAACAAAUACAAUUAAGCCCUUUGAAGGUUUCUGAACUAAAAACAUUUAGGAGAUGCUUCAUGUUUACUUUCUCUGAAAGUUGUUGUAUGAAUGAACUUUGAGCCUCAUACCCGUGGAAUCUCUUAACUUAUUUUCCAGAUGGAUGAAAUGGAUGAAAAAAAUAAAUAUUUUAAACAAA